This is a messenger RNA of Neoarius graeffei (lesser salmon catfish), 727 nucleotides long. Its product is annotated as claudin-4. Lineage: Eukaryota; Metazoa; Chordata; Actinopteri; Siluriformes; Ariidae. Gene Ontology annotation, cellular component: bicellular tight junction; plasma membrane. Gene Ontology annotation, molecular function: structural molecule activity. Gene Ontology annotation, biological process: cell adhesion; bicellular tight junction assembly. The record is from RefSeq and is a predicted model, not a curated record. The transcript has a single exon. Bases 1 to 654 code for a protein of 217 amino acids.
AUGGCUUCAGCCGGCCUGGAAAUCCUGGGCAUGAUUCUGUCUGUGGCUGGCUGGCUGGGUGCAAUGGUGGCCUGCUGCCUGCCCAUGUGGCGUGUAGCGGCGUACGUGGGUCAGAACAUCGUGAUCACACAGAUGGUGUGGGAGGGUCUGUGGAUGAGCUGUGUGGUGCAGAGUACAGGCCAGAUGCAUUGCCAGAUUUACGAUUCCAUGUUAGCGCUGCCUAAUGACCUGCAGGCUGCACGAGCUCUGGUUGUCAUCGCUGUGUUUAUUGGUGUGGUGGCCAUGACGCUGGCUGUAGCAGGUGCCAAGUGUACCAACUGUACCUCGGAUGUCUCCAGCAAGCCUCGCAUCAUGAUGGGUGCUGGUGUGGCGUUUGGCAGCAGCGGGCUGUUGUUGCUUGUGGCCGUGAGCUGGUCAGCCUACACUAUUGUCUUGGACUUCCAUGACCCGCUGCUGCAGGAAACACAGAAGAGGGAGUUCGGGAACUCGCUGUAUUUCGGCUGGGGCGCCUCCUGCCUGCUCAUCCUAGGGGGAGCCAUACUUUCCUGCUCGUGUCCUUCCAGAGCACCAAAUGGUCCUGCGUCUGCCGGAGCACAGUACUCAACAGUGAAAUCAGUGGCUGCUAAUGGAUAUUGCAGAAGGGACUAUGUUUGAAUGGUGUAGGUUGGUAAAUAAGCUUGCAUUCAGCGACAAUAAAAACUGUGCUGGAGUGUUAUUCACUUGGACA